AUGAGCAGUUUUCUUAUUGCUUACGGAUCUCAUACGGGUCAAGCCGAGCAGAUUGCUAAAGGUAUAAAGGAACAAUCAGAGCUUAUUGGUCUUAAUCCGAAAAUAUUUGAACUAGAUCAAAAUGAGAAGCAAUUCGACUUGAACGGCGAAAGUUUUGCUGUUAUUGUUGUCUCGUCAACUGGUGAUGGAGAUGCUCCCGAUAAUGCGGCGAGAUUUGUUCGUCGAAUUUCGCGAAAAUCGCUGCCCAAUGACUAUAUGAGUCGAUUAGAAUAUGCUAUACUUGGUCUUGGUGAUUCGAAUUAUUCAAGUUAUCAAGCAAUUCCUAAGAAAAUCGACGAUCAACUCUCUUCUUUGGGCGCUUCAAGGGUUUUAGAAAGAGGAGAAGCUGACGAUCAAGUUGGACUGGAACUCUGCGUUGAGCCUUGGAUCGAAAAAUUGUUUGCUUAUUUAGCGGAACGUUUCGAUGUUCAAGAGGAUAAAAUGAAUGCGCUUACUGAAACACGGUUAAAGUUGAACCCUGUCAAGAGUGAUGAAGAAAAAAAUAGAUUAUUAAAAGAAAUGAAGGAAAAUAUCGCGGAUUCUGAUCAAGAACCAGUGGAACGCUUUCAAAUUCUUCAACCAGAACCAUACGAAUACUCAAAACCUUCCAUAAUAAAAGGAGCUGACACUUUAUCUGCAGAUUUGAAUUUGCGAGUUCCAAUUGCUCCGCAAUCCUUUAUCCUCUCAUCUGUUUCUCAUAAAAAAUUUGAUCAAAAAUUAGCUUGUCUUGAAUGGCAGAAUGAAUGUAAAAUGGUUGGAGUUGUAACGAAAGCUUUGAACGCAACAGUUGUCGGAACCGCUUUAGUAACAGAAUUUGAGGCUGCGAAACCUAAAAGGGAAAUAGUUAUCGACUUUGGAGAGUCUGCACCAAUACUAGCAUAUGAACCUGGAGAUGCCAUGUAUUUUUGUGUUACGAAUCCAGAAAACGAAGUCAAUUUUAUACUCAAACGGUGUGGUGUUCUGGAAAUAGCCGACCAAGAAUGCGAGCUCUCAAUUCUGCCAAAAACGGAAAAAUUCAAUCCACAAAUUCCUGGGCAUAUUCAUAAAAAAUCCUCACUGCGGCACAUUUUCACAACGUGUUUGGAUAUUCGUAGAGCUCCUGGAAGGCCAAUUCUUCGAAUUCUUGCUGAAUGUGCUUCCGAUGCGAACGAAAAACGGCGAUUGUUCGAAUUGUGCAGCGCGCAAGGAAUGAAUGAUUUUACAGCAUUUGUUCGACAACCAGGACUCUCUCUAGCUGAUGUUCUUUUUGCUUUCCCAAGUAUUAAACCACCAGUGGAUCGUUUAAUAGAGCUUCUUCCGCGGCUUUCUCCUCGUCCAUACAGCAUGUCUUCGUAUAAUCAGAAGCGCGCAAGAUUUGUGUAUUCGGAAUUGGAGUUUACUGCCGAAGAAGGUCGAAGAUAUCGAAGAAAAGGCCUCUGUACUGACUGGUUGAAUGCUCUUCGAGUCGGAGAUGUUGUUCGAGUUCUCGGAAAAGAGCCCGCGCGAUUCCGCUUACCACCGCCACCUAAUAGUCGAAGCGAUGCUGGAAAAAUGCCUCUGCUUAUGAUUGGCCCUGGAACCGGUGUUUCCGUAUUUUUAUCGUUUUGUCAUUUCCUACUAAAAAUGAAGCUAGAAGCACCCGAGGACUUCACACAAGAAAAAAGAAUACUGUUUUUCGGAUGCCGCGAUUUGAAUAUCGACGGAAUUUACAUUGAAGAGCUUCGAGGCUUCGUACGAGAAGGAAUUUUAUCCGAUUUGAUUGUUUGUGAAAGUCAAAAGAACGGUGAACGAGUUCAGGAUGGAUUAAAAAAGAACCUGGAAAAGGUUCUUCCAUUUUUGGAACCAUCGCCUCUCUCGAAAAUUUUCAUUUGUGGAGAUGCGAAGGGAAUGUCAAAGGAUGUUUGGCAAUGUUUUGCAGACAUUGUUGCACAAAAUGAUGGAAUUACUGACAAGGAAGCUAAAGCAAAAUUGCUAGACCUGAAGAAAAAUGACCAAUAUAUUGAGGAUGUUUGGGGAUAA
Caenorhabditis bovis is the source of this 2037-nucleotide messenger RNA. Lineage: Eukaryota; Metazoa; Nematoda; Chromadorea; Rhabditida; Rhabditidae. The record is from the annotation of a GenBank genome assembly.